UCGCAUCCGUCGAGGAACGCUGCGAAGAAAUUGUCGUUCCGAUGUGCCGGGGCGUGGCCUACAACCGGACGCGCUUCCCAAACGGUUUGAAUCACGACACGCAAGACGAAGCCGGAUUGGAGGUCCAUCAGUUUUGGCCCCUUGUACAGCUGCAGUGCUCGCAAGAGCUGCGGGUGUUCCUCUGCUCAAUCUAUACGCCGAUCUGUAUGGAUGAUUUCCACGGCAGGGUUCCCCCGUGUCGCACACUCUGCGAGCGAGUCCGAGUCGGUUGCUCUCCCUUGAUGCAGUCAUUAGGCUUCGUUUGGCCCGAACGUCUCAAUUGUGAACCUUUCCCGAAUUACGGGGACCCGGAAAACAUGUGCAUGGAUCCCAAAGAAGGAGAACCACCGAAGAAACCGGAGCCCGGAGUGACAAUCACCGACGUCCUCUCACCGGCGCUGCCACCGCUUCCGCCUUCAAACAGCGGGAACGGAACCUGCCCUUGCUACUGUCCGCCACCGAUGGUGAAUACGCUGGCUCCUUCGUUCAAGAAGUCUUUCGUCCGGGAGAAGCUGCCGGGCUGCGCCCAGCCCUGCCGGAACAUGUACUUCAGCAAGGACGACCAACUGUUCACUUAUUACUGGCUGCUUGUGUGGAGUGUGGUUUGUUUGAUUUCGUCGAGCACGACGAUUUUAUCCUGUAUGAUCGACUCGUCGAGGUUUCCCUAUCCCGAGAGACCAGUCAUCUACAUAUCGAUGUGCUACUUCUUUAUAUCGCUCGGCUACCUUCUCGGUACCUACUUGGGGAACGAGCAGCUGGCCUGCGAUGGCUCGCUUAUUCGCUAUUCGAUACUCUCGAAUCUCGUGAAUUCCGUGCCGUGCUUAGUGGUUUUCAGCCUGACGUACUACUUCAUAAUUGUGAGUUCUCUUUGGUGGGUGAUCCUCUCGAUGAGUUGGUUCCUUUCCGCUGCCCUGAAAUGGAGCAGUGAAGCGAUCUCGGGAUACUCCGUGUACUUCCACAUGUUCGCGUGGCUUUCGGGAGCGGCGAUCAUCUCUACGGUAGUUUACUUCGACGCGAUCGACGGCGACUCGGUGACCGGUCUCUGUUUCGUGGGCAGUCAGAACUCGUUCAACCUCAACAUGUUCCUCAUAAUCCCGCUUUGUGCUUCGCUGGUCGUCGGCGUCUUCUUUCUGCUCAUCGGGUUCUCGUCUCUUUUCAAAAUCCGUAAAAUCAUCAAAGCCCAAGGACAACACAAGGCGGAGAAGUUUGAGCGGCUCAUCGUACGCAUCGGUGUCUACUCUGUCCUCUACGCCUUACCCUCAACGAUUGUGGUCGGUUGUCUUUUCUACGAGCGGCACUACAAAGAGGUCUGGAUGAACAAACUCACUUGUCCCUGCGAGCACAACGACUCCAUGUGGAGUCGGCCUUCUCUUCAUAUUUUCGUCGUGAAACAUUUCAUGUUCCUCGUGGCUGGGAUCACUUCGGGCUUCUGGGUGUGCUCGAGCAAAACUUUCAAUUCCUGGUGGAGAUACUUCGCCGGCGGCACCAAUCCCCAUCGACCUCAUAUCAACCCGAUUUCGCCGCACCUAGACAAACACGGAUCGCUCGGGACGCUGCGAAGUGCGCCGAGACUCGAUCUUGCCGGGAGCAUUGCCAACUCGGGCACGUUAUCGAACGUAUAG
Molecule: messenger RNA, 1661 nt
Organism: Galendromus occidentalis (western predatory mite)
Lineage: Eukaryota; Metazoa; Arthropoda; Arachnida; Mesostigmata; Phytoseiidae
Gene: fz2
Product: frizzled 2
Exons: 3
Coding region: 42-1661 (539 amino acids)
Biological process (GO): canonical Wnt signaling pathway; non-canonical Wnt signaling pathway
Cellular component (GO): plasma membrane
Molecular function (GO): Wnt-protein binding; Wnt receptor activity
Source: RefSeq, a predicted model, not a curated record